Messenger RNA from Drosophila yakuba, 809 nucleotides. RefSeq lists its product as uncharacterized. Gene Ontology annotation, molecular function: DNA binding. The record is from RefSeq and is a predicted model, not a curated record. The coding region runs from base 40 to 681 and encodes 213 amino acids. The transcript has a single exon. NCBI's taxonomy places the organism in Eukaryota, Metazoa, Arthropoda, Insecta, Diptera, Drosophilidae.
AGACUAGUUGAACAAAACAAAAUAGCAAAAUAAUUCAGGAUGCCGCUAAAAUUCGAUGAUAUUCACGAGAAAAUUGAAACCGGCGUCUACAAAUUGGCUGUUAAUGACAAAAGCACGCGGAGCACUGUAUGGCGAGUGUAUCGGAAGAUCAAGAAGGACGAUGGCAGCUUUCUGGAGCACGUACUGUUCUGCAUCGGCUGCAAGAGCAUUAUGUCCUUCACCCACAAAUCGACAACGAACUUGAGGCGUCACCGGUGUCACCUGCAGUACCUCAAGAAACAGACAUUCUACUGCUAUAAUUCUAAAGGCGAAUCCGACGAUAGAAAGGAGGAGCCGGAUCAGGAGCAACAUGAAGAACAGGAUGACCAGCAAUCCAUGUCGGAUGAGUUGGAAACAAAACCCUCUCCCGCCGAUGUUGCCGCUUUUGUGGCGGAGGUGGUCAGCGGUGGAGAUACCACCGCAGCUUCUGCUUCAGUCCGUAUUCCGGACAUUCCCGAGAUCGCGCUACCACUCGAUGCAAGCGGGGUCGAGGAGUCCAAUGUUUAUGCGCAGACUUGGUCCCUCGAAUACCGUAAGCUUAGCGAGGAUCAGAAAUUCUACGCCAAAAAAGCUAUAGACGAAAUCCUCGUCCUGGGCAGGCUACGACGCCUCACACUGAACACGGUUCCGACGGCGGAGUAGAAUAGUUAAUCAGCAUUAAGUAGGACUUCAACUAAGCUAAUAUACCUACCCUGUAAAUAUUGUAUUUAGUCUUUAAGGUUGUAUCACAAAGUCUGGGAUAUAACGCAAUAAAUUAUUUGAUAAUUUGA